This is a messenger RNA of Cladocopium goreaui, 1080 nucleotides long. The record is from the annotation of a GenBank genome assembly. Lineage: Eukaryota; Dinophyceae; Suessiales; Symbiodiniaceae.
GUGGACACCAUGAUGCACAACCUGAGCCUUCCCAAAGUGGAUAUUCUCAUUGUCGACACUGAGGGCGCUGAUCCAGCAGUCCUCCGCGGUGCCGGGGAUGCCUUGCGCAGCGUGAGAUAUUUGAUGUUUGAGACUCAUCGGGAAAAUAUGAGUGUGUCCAUCCUUGGGGAUGACGAGGACCUCAAGGGAACAGCCUGGUCGAAAGAAACCAUCCAUUCUGUGGUCAGCAAUCUGAACUCCCGUGGCUUUGAUUGCUACUGGGCUGGCGCCAACGGCAACCUCGCCAGCAUCACCUGGUGCUAUCACACGUCCUUCGAGAAGGUGCGCUGGGGGAACAUCGCCUGUGUGAAACGAGGCGAUGUGUGGUGGCAGGUUAUGGAGGGCUUCGACCCAAACGCUCGCUUCACGACGUCGCCGCAAGACAAGCCCCUGGAAGCUCCGACCCAGGCUCCGACCGAGGCUCCGACUGAGGAACCGAUGCCCAAGGUGCAGCCAGAGGAGGCCCUUUUUUGGCCAGAGUUCACGCUUCAGACCACAGUGGGGCCUUUCAAUGCGACGGUCAUUGACAGCAAAGCCAUCAACAAUGGCGCCUUUGUCCAACUGCCGGGUGUCCAGAAACGUUGCGCCGAUCCGCGGAACCGGCGCAUCAAGGGAUGCAAAUAUCCACGGGAACGUGCCCUGGGUACCGUAGAUUUGGUGAAUGGUGGGGAAUUAGGCUGUAGAUAUGCCUCUCUUGAGAUGGUGCAGACCAUGGUGCCGGAUCCCUUUUGCGAAAUGAAGCGAAAAGAACAGUCCAUGCUGGUGCUCCUUCUGAAUCUUCACUUUUGGCUGCUGAUUCCCACUCUCCUCCACCACCGUUCUGGCGAGUCGAUCGUGUCCGGGGCAGAGGAGCCCGCCAACCCACUGAGCCUCAUUGACAGCGCCGCCGUCGGCGCCGCUUUUAGCGACGUCGCGGUCGUAAGCGCCGAGACGGUGACGGUGACGACCAUGCCGGCAUCGACUUCGGAGACGGAGGCCCCUCCGGCCAUGCUGCCGCCGGCACCGCCAAGUUGCCGCCAUUCAUUGCAGAGGCGCUGCGCA